AGUCUCUGGAUAUAUUUGAUGAAAGGCGAGUAGCUUAAUUAUCGAGGAUAGGAUUUGAGCCCCAAGGGAGAUUGUAUUUGGGUAAGAAAGAGCUUAUUUUAUUUUCCUUCCAUCAAUUGUCGACAAUCUGAACAUGUCGGGAACUACUGUAGUGUCAUAUCCCGGAAAUAGAACAUAUUCCUGCAAAUAUCCAUCUUGUCGAAAUGCUUUUUAUUCCCAUGUGCCAGCAGGAUAUAUCCAGAAAAAAUUUUUUCGAUUUCCCAAAGAUAACUGCAGAUUGAAACUCUGGAAAAAAAUUUGUAAAUUAAGCCCAAGCAUAAAUUGUUUGCAUUUUCGGAUCUGCGAAGAUCAUUUUUUAUUGUCUGAUUUUAAUAACCCUAAAGAUCCCCGCCGAUUAAAUUGGAAAGCUGUUCCUCGGUCACCAGCGUAGCUGAUACUCAUGAUGAGCACUGCUAUGCCAACAAACUUCAGGAUGAAGUUGUUCCUUCUGAUAUUGCUUCUUCCAACUGUCUUACAAGUAUUCCUACAUCUGACCAAUAUGAUACUCAUGAUGAGCACUGCUAUGCCAACAAACUUCAGGAUGAAGUUGUUCCUUCUGAUAUUGCUUCUUCCAACUGUCCUACAAGUAUUCCUACAUCUAUGUUAUGCCCCUCCAUUUCUGUCAAUCAUCUUUUGUCUGAUUUUACUGGAUAUGACACUACUGUAGAACCUAACGUGUUUCCAAGUACCGAUUUGGAGAACCCCGUAUCAGAUUCAGUAGGAAGUUCUAGUUAUUCUGAAACAGCUACCGAUUACACAGAUAAAUAUUCAUUUUUGACGGAAAAUAAAACAGGAAUUUUGAGUAAGUCUGGGCUGAGUAGAUCAGAAUUAACACCUCAACAGGAUAGUCUUUAUAGAAGCCAUAGAAAUAUUCAAUCAAAAUUAUGUCGCCUGCAAAAUUUAUUGAAAAAUGAACGUGCUCAAUUAAAUUCUUUGAAAGAUUUAUAUAAUCAGGGUAGAUUUAAAUUCAUUGAGGAAAAUUUGAAUGAUUUCACCAAAAGUUUCUUAAACAGUCAACUCCAAAAUGUUAAUAUACCCCCUACUGGUCGCAGGUGGACAGUAAAGGGUAAAGCUUUUGCUCUCUCGAUAUUCAAAAGAAGCCCCAGGCUAUAUAGAUACCUACGCGCUUUUUUUCAGUUACCAUCCCCUCGUACCCUUCAAACCCUCCUGUCGCAUAUUCCUUUUGAAUGUGGAGUUUUGGUUCCUGUUUUAGAGUACUUAAAACUUCAAACUGAAGAAAUGACGGAGCUAGAACGUAACUGCGCCCUAAUCUUUGAUGAAAUAUCUCUCAGUAGUGGCUUCUCUUAUGAGAGCCAUAAACAGAGGAUUUCUGGUUUUGAAGAUUUGGGUCAGUUAGGUAGAACAUCAAACCAAGCAAAUCAUGCUCUAGUCUUCAUGAUACGGGGAAUCAAAAAAAAUUUCAAAAUACCAGUAGCUUACUAUUUUGUCAAGGAUACUGUAAAAUCGACAGAUUUGAAGAACUUGAUAAUAUUAGUAAUAGAAAAAUUGCAAAUGGUGGGGAUAAAGAUUUGUGCCACAGUUUGUGAUCAAGGCAGUACCAAUAGAGGUGCCCUAAGUUCCUUGGUUGCAGACUGCACAAAUAAGAAACCUUCGCCCUAUCAUUUUGUUGUGAAUGGGCAAACUAUCUUUACAAUUUUUGAUGUUCCCCAUCUUUUAAAAAAUACUAGGAAUGCACUCAUCAAGUGCAAAAUAGAAUUUCGACAAGGAAAGUUUGCGAGUAUGGAACACAUCAAGCAAGCUUUCCUUUCAGACAAGAUGAGCCGGACGUAUAAAUUAUUGAAUAAAUUAAAUGAUAAUCAUUUCAAUUUUAACGAUACAUACAUGAAAAUGAAGGUGAAUGUGGCUGCCCGACAACUAAGCCACACAAUGGCAGCAGCCAUUGAGACUUUUCAUGCGUGUGGGGAGUUGAAGCCUGAUGCAUUGGGAACUGCAGAAUUUUGCCACAUUAUUGAUAAUUUAUUUGAUUCUCUUAAUAGUUCUCAAUUCAAUAAUUUUGAAGGAAAGAAGUUUAGGUCUGCAUUAUCUGUAAAUUCACCUCAUUUAAAGUUUUGGUCUGAAAUUUUGCCACAAAUCAGUAACUGGAAAGUUUUGGAAAAUGGGAUAUACAAAAAUAAUUUUAAAUUCAUUGAGGGUUGGCAAACAACUAUAAGGUCGGUGAUGGCUCUUUGGCAAAAUUUGCGUGCGGAAGGGCUGCUAUUUCUAAAUCUUAGAAAUCUUAAUCAAGAUCCCAUAGAAAAUCUUUUCGGUCAAAUAAGGCAACAUGGUUGUUCGAACACUAACCCAACAUGUUCACAAUUUGUUGCAGCCCUUAAAACGGUUAUUGUUAAUAAUUUGAGCACACCUGUUUCAAAGACUUAUAAUUGCGAAGAUGAUUUCUGUGAAGCGUUGGGUAAUUUUGGAGAUUUUAUAAAAAAAUUCACUAGAAACGAAGUAGCAGGUGAAGAUGAUAUUGAUCUUUCCAGUAAUAUCAUCACAGAUGAUGCAGAUGAUGACGAUGAAUUAGAUAAUUUUGCUGAGCAGAAUUACGCCACUUCUAAUGUAGCAGGCUACAUCUUGAAGAAAUUGAAAUUAGAUUGUCCUGAAUGUAGGGCUAACUUAUUUUCAGAGCCUUCAUUAAAUGUUCAUUUAUUCGUUAGUUUUAAAGAGUAUGACGAAAAGCAGAGAUUAAAUUAUGCAAGCGAGCGGUUGAUUCAAUUUUUAGACGAUAUUCAUUCAAAAUUAUAUAAGUUUUUAGAUCAGCACGGUUUUUGUAACAAUUUAGAAAAUAAAUUUUUUGAAUCAUUCAGUGAAGAAUGUGAAAAGUUUAGUUUUUGUAGCGUUCACAAAAUUUCGAGAGAUAUCCUUAAAAUCAAUUUUAAAUUAACAAUUUAUAAAUAUUUAAGAGAAAGGAAUAUCAAAAACAAAUUGAUUAGUUCUGGCCAUUCCAAAAAAAUUAAAAUUUUUUCUUCAAGUAGAGUUCCAUAAUUAGGAUGAUACUGCUCGUUUUUUUUUUUUUCAUGCAUUGGAACAUAUCGAGACCAACCAAAGUAACUGUGAUGCAGCAGCCUAGUCUUACACCUUUACUACCAAUUGUGACACUACCUGUGAUAUUAAUGUGAUAUUGAUUAGUGCAAUUUGUAUUUUCUUUCGUUUUCUUAUUAUUAUCAUGGACACUAUUUUUGACACCUAACCUAACCGAUUGUGACUCCGAAUGUGUUGCAGCAGGCUAUUCUCUGCACCAUUCAAACCAAAAUAUUAUAUAAUACUGUGAUAUGUUAUUUUGAUUAGUGAAAUUGUGUUCAGUUUCUAAGAAUAUUAUUUAAGUUUUUUUUCACUACUUCUAAUUAGCAUAGACACCUGUACCUGACUGUGACUGUAUAUAAAUUGUAUAUAUUGACAAUUUUUUUGUGAGGAUUAUAUUUGCUUUUGUUUUUUGUUCAAGAAAUAUAUAUAUAUAUUUUUUAAUAGAAAAUUUUUAUCAAUGUUCUGUUUUUCUUUAUAUGAUAUUAAUUUAUUUUUUCGUUAUUACCUGAAAAAUAUUGAGAUAUUCUGAAUAUGUAUAACAAUAACUCGUAUGUUCUUCAUAUUUUGAGAUUACUUAUAUUCAAUAAAUCAAUUUUUUCAA
Molecule: messenger RNA, 3664 nt
Organism: Coccinella septempunctata (seven-spotted ladybird)
Lineage: Eukaryota; Metazoa; Arthropoda; Insecta; Coleoptera; Coccinellidae
Exons: 2
Coding region: 640-3024 (794 amino acids)
Source: RefSeq, a predicted model, not a curated record